CUGAAUCGCCUGGGUGGACAGUAUAGUUACUUCAACAUUAAAUGGAAUAAAAUGCCGUGGAUUCAUGUAAAUAGAGACGUCGCUUCAGCGUAAAUAAUUAAUGUGUCUUAAUUAAGACAGAUCACUUCCGGAGCGGGUGUUGGCAGACCUAUUUUCGGUUUUAUAUCAGCAAUAUUUCAGGGAGAGGAGUGACGUCCUCCUCACCACACUGACUCCAGGGAGGUUUAUCAGUUUCGUCCCUGCUGAGCAAACGAUGAUCUGAGGAUCCUCUUGACUCCUCAUCCUCAACAACAACACACACACACACACACAUAUCUGCAUCACCCACUUUUCACUCUCGCUGCCCUUCGGCGAAAGAGUCGACCUCAUUGCCUCACCGCACCUGGGCAGAGAAAUGCGUGUGUGCGUGUGUCCUGGGAUGCAUGACUGUGUCUGAGUGUUUUCGGGCUGAAGUAAGAGGUUGUGGGCUGAACUCCUUCUCCGAGAGGCACAUCUCCACUUGACUGACUACGACGUUUGCCUCCACAACUGCAAAGCAUCAUGGGUAGGAAAAAGAUUCAGAUCCAACGGAUCACCGACGAAAGGAACAAGCAGGUGACAUUCACAAAGCGAAAGUUCGGCUUGAUGAAGAAAGCCUACGAGCUGAGUGUAUUGUGUGACUGCGAGAUCGCCCUGAUCAUCUUCAACCACGCGAACAAGCUGUUCCAGUAUGCCAGUACUGACAUGGACAAGGUCUUGCUCAAAUACACAGAGUACAACGAGCCUCACGAGAGCCGAACCAAUGCAGAUAUCAUUGAGACUUUGAGAAAGAAAGGCUUUAACGGUUGUGACAGUCCAGAGCCUGACGGUGAAGACUCCAUCGACCAAAGUCCCCUAAAUGAUGACAAGUACCGCAAGACCACCGAGGACCUUGAUGUUCUCUUCAAACGCUAUGGACAGUCCACAGCUCCGCCCCAGACGUUCUCCAUGCCCAUUACGGUCCAGGCAUCCAAUCAGAGCACACUGCAAUUCAGUAACCCUGGCAACGCACUGGUAACUACCUCCUAUGUAACAUCAUCGUCACUCACGGAUACCCACCUCCUGUCGCCACAGCAACCGGCUCUUCAGAGAAAUACGGUGUCUCCGGGGUUGCCACAGCGACCAGCCAGCGCAGGUGCUCUUCUUGGAGGCGACCUGAAUAAUUCAAAUGGAGGAUGCCCCAGUCCAGUCCCUAAUGGAUACACCAGUGCCAGGGCCUCCCCAGGCCUCCUCACCGUUUCCAACGGCAACAGUCUGGGGAAAGUAGUUCCGGCCAAGUCUCCGCCCCCACCUCAUAGCCCCCAGAUGGUCAACAGCCGCAAGCCAGACCUCCGAGUCAUCACCUCACAGGGUGGAAAGAGCCUCAUGCAGAUGAACGCCCAGCGGCUGGCGGCUGGAGCCCAGGUGGCACAAACCCUCACAACACCGGUGGUCUCUGUAGCCACACCGAGCCUCCUGGCACAGGGGCUGCCCUUCUCCGCCAUGCCCACAGCAUACAACACAGAGUACCAGUUGACGAGCGCAGACAUCACUGCUUUACACGCUCUGGCCUCACCUGGCAGCUUGUUGCCAACCAGUGUGUCCACAUGGCAACAGCAGCAACCACAGCAACAACAACAACAGCAGCAACAACAGCAAACACAACAACAACAGCAGCAACAGCUUAAUCUUGCAUCACUCAGCAACUUGGUCAUGUGGGGCGUGGACAAACAGAGCAGCGAGCUGUCUAGCCAGGUGUCCAGUCUGGCUGCCAAUCUGAGUGUUGGCUCUCCGUCCAACCUGCUCUUGGGUAGAGAUGAGUGGUUGGGCCGGCCUGUGACCAAUAUACCUCAAGGCGCAAUGCUGACCGUCAACACAAACUCCAGCGUGAGCAUCAAGUCGGAGCCCGUCUCGCCCGGCCGGGACCGCAGCACCCCUUGCCCUCAUCCUUCUUCCACCACGCCGUCCUCGACCUCAGGAGUGGCCAUCCUGACCGCGCCGCCGCAUUACCCUGGCUCCCUGCUGUGCCUGGAGCCCCCGACCGGCCGCUCGCCCGCAGACAGCGUGAGCAGCAACGCCAGCUCCUUUGAAGGCAGCGAUCGGGAUGACGGGGGUGCUGCUGCAGGUGGAGGCGGAGGCAGUAGCAGUAUCGCCGGUGCUACAGGAAGCGUCGGACCCGCCAGCCGGUCCGUGCCGCACGACUUCAGCCCCUCAGCCGAGCUCCUCAGGGCGUCAAACGAACCAGAGCAGGAAGGAGGAAACAUCAAGCGCAUGAGAUUAGACGCCUGGGUCACAUAGAGGCAGUGGUGUGAUCUUUCUGCAAUCCCCCUCCAACUCCCCCCACCCCCUC
Scomber japonicus (chub mackerel) is the source of this 2347-nucleotide messenger RNA. RefSeq names its product myocyte-specific enhancer factor 2D homolog. The record is from RefSeq and is a predicted model, not a curated record. Lineage: Eukaryota; Metazoa; Chordata; Actinopteri; Scombriformes; Scombridae. Gene Ontology annotation, biological process: cell differentiation; positive regulation of transcription by RNA polymerase II. The transcript is spliced from 12 exons. Gene Ontology annotation, molecular function: RNA polymerase II cis-regulatory region sequence-specific DNA binding; DNA-binding transcription factor activity, RNA polymerase II-specific; protein dimerization activity. Bases 541 to 2295 code for a protein of 584 amino acids.